Messenger RNA from Penaeus chinensis, 1874 nucleotides. RefSeq lists its product as uncharacterized. NCBI's taxonomy places the organism in Eukaryota, Metazoa, Arthropoda, Malacostraca, Decapoda, Penaeidae. The transcript has 6 exons. The coding region runs from base 807 to 1814 and encodes 335 amino acids. The record is from RefSeq and is a predicted model, not a curated record.
UUUCAAGAAUCCAUCGACCGGUUUGCAACGACUAGUUACGUAAUAGCACGCUUCAUAAAUAACGUGUUUACAAGUCUUAAGCACUGUCCAUUGCCCCGGCACAGCGAUGCGUGCGAGAGUUAUGCGAACUUACCGACAAUUAAAAUGUGUUUGCCGUGUAAUAAUACACCGCGUUGGUAACAUUCUUAACUACGCUAAAGAGGUAAUGGUGGUGUUCAUCUCGCUCGUAGAUCAUGCUUUUCGAUACCUUGCAUCACAAAACUUUAGUCCAUCAUACCCACCGACCACUGUGUACUGUAUUCGAUCAUAUAACCGUUCGUUACCAUAAUGAUAUGAGGCAUACUCGGGAGAUAUAUGAACCAUGGCAUAUUAUACGUCUGGACAGGUGGCAGUAAGUUACGACGCUGGGAGGGUACGAUCAGCGCCGCUGCAGCACGACGCCAGGGCUGCUUACGUCACGUUUACGAGCCACCACAAUCUUAACGAGGUAUUGAAUUCACGUUGCUACACAACAAUUUAAAAUGGCGUCGGCAUCCACAUGAGUCUUAUUAUGUAGUUUAGGUGUCAUUUAUAAAAGAACCUGAGAAGCGAUACAAGCCGUAAAAUUCUACUCUGUUGCGCCAUAUUAUUGAUUUUUCGCUCUUUCGCUAAAUAUUCCAUUCGUGAAAUGAGUAUUGACGGGGCUGAGUUGCGACGCGGCGGCUCAUAAACCAGUCGUAUUUGAGAUUCCGACUUGUGGCACUGCUUCACCUCACUCAAUUUCCAUACACUGACGCCACGGAGGCAGAUAAUUCCCCUCAGGCAAAAUGGAGGGCCCAGUGGACGUGGAAGAAGUGAGCCUCCAAAAACGGCACCGCUCUCGCAACUUCACCAAGUACGAGAAGGAAGUCUUCUAUACCGUGUUCAGUCAGUACGCCAGCAUCAUCAACGAUAAGGCGACUUCGACAGACAGCAUCAGGGACGCGUGGGAUCGCCUGGUGGUGGAGUAUAAUAGCCAGCACAACGUGUAUCCCCGCACUAGGAGACAGUUACAGGUCCUGUGGCGAGACGAAAAAUUCAGAGCAAAGAAGAAAGUGCGGAAGGAACAGGAGUCUGGAGGUCAGGGAUGCGCGGAACAACUUUCGCCCGCAAGCAUAGCGUCGUUGGCUGUAGCAAGUCGAAGUAUGAACGACGAAGGGCGCCCUCCCCCCGGAAAUCUCCUCACGCCCCUGCUAACAGUCAUCAAGCGCGAGCGAGAGGCGUACGCGGCGGGGGAGACCACCAUCCUGCCCCUGGCGCAGUACCACCCGGAAGACGACCAAGUCAGCACGGAAUCCCGAACGAAUCAUGAGCGAGUGAACGAGGAACCUUGCGGAAACAGAGCCUUCGUAGCUUCGCACUCCCCCAACUCCUACGCGACUAACGAAGUCGAAGAUGACCCGAUGAGCCCCCUGCCGGUAGAGACGCAACUGCACUCUGUCAGCAACUCUCCCGCGGACACCCCGACGCACGAGGAUGGCCGCUCCUGCUCGCCAGAGGACACCGCCUACUGGGAACCCGACGACAGGAGGAGAGCCAGGAUUAGAGAUGCUUCCCUGCUGGAGUCCGAUUACUCGCCCGAACCAUUUGCGUCGGAGAAGCGAGCGAGAGAAUAUCAUAGGCUGCGGAUGGCCCAGCUGCGGGACGAGGGUGCGGCCCGGCUGCGGGUGCUGGAGGCGGAGCUGGCGCUGCACAGCCAGGAGCGACACAUGCGCCAGCAGGAGCACCAAAUCAGAAUGGAAAUUCUGAUGGAGAAGCUAAAGAGAAUAAGGGAAGGUGCCCAUGUGAAGGAUUAGAUCCGUAGGCGUAGAGUAGUUAAAUCAGCGGUACACACAAAUAAAACUGAUUUAAAACUG